This is a messenger RNA of Gasterosteus aculeatus aculeatus (three-spined stickleback), 8012 nucleotides long. RefSeq names its product WD repeat domain 6 (gene wdr6). The record is from RefSeq and is a predicted model, not a curated record. Gene Ontology annotation, cellular component: cytoplasm. Gene Ontology annotation, biological process: tRNA methylation. Gene Ontology annotation, molecular function: protein binding. NCBI's taxonomy places the organism in Eukaryota, Metazoa, Chordata, Actinopteri, Perciformes, Gasterosteidae.
CAACAGUGCGCCCUGAUUGGUUUAAACACGGCACGGAGCAGACAGGCAGACACACACAUGGGUACUGUGAUCGUGGAUGCUAAUACAUCGGAUUUAAUGCAGAUUUAUGACAUCAUUGAUACUGUAUCUCCAGUGAAAGUUAUCAAUAAUGGAGACAGCAGCUCUGGUAGCUCCAUUCACAGCUCUGGAGUUCCUUCAGGAUGCUUUCCUGCUGACAGGUGAGGGUCCAGUCUUGUCAGGGUUCAACCUCCAUCCUCGCCCCAAAGCCUGUGCCUCACUGAGUGUGCUCAAACACCACAGAAUCCACGGGAUACGGCCUAGGAGACUGAAGGCAGUCACACCACAAAGAUCCACCGCUACAGAUGUGAAGGAGGGAGAUGAACUGAGCUCAACAUCGAAGCCCAAGUUCCAUGACCUGGCAGUGUUUGGUGGCAAGGCUGUGAGGCUUGUGAGAUUCCAUGUGGAUCACCGGGAUGGGAAGCAGCCGCACUUUGAGACUCUGGGCCCCCUCAUGGAGCUACAGGACUGGGCCCUGGAUGCCCAUUGGCUCGCUGGAGACAAACGCUCGCUGCUCUGUGUUGCUGUUGCUCACAAUAGAGCUCUUCUUCUGGACAGCAUUACCGGAAAUGUCCUGGCUCAGCGCUCCUGUCUGGAGGGUUGUCUGCUGUACUCUGCCCUCCUUCUGGUACACCAAUCCUGGUCAGAUGCCGUCCUAGUCGGUGGGACUGUUUUCAACCAACUGGUUCUCUGGAAGCCUGCAGGAGGUGAAACUGAACGUGUGGAUCCCGAGCUCAAAGCUCCAGUUGAGAGACGUCUGCUGGGCCACAGUGGGGUCAUCUUCAGCAUCGCUUACCUGCAGGAGAAAGGAUGGCUGGCGUCCGCCUCCGAUGACCGCAGCGUGAGGGUUUGGGGUGUCGGUGCUUUAGGGGGCCCCGAGGGGAAAUGUGGAGAGCUCAAUCCGGCCUGUUUAAGAGUCCUAUACGGACACCAGGCGAGGGUUUUCUCAGUGCGUCUGUCCCCAGGGAACGUGUUCAGUGCUGGUGAGGACGGGGCCUGUUUAGUCUGGGACUGGGCUGGAGGCGGGAAGGUGGUUUGCACGUUAAAAGGCCACCGGGCCGGGGGGGUUCGCGCACUCGCAGUGAGUGAGGGAACGGGAGACGGAGCGAGAUGGGUGGCUACAGGGGGGGCGGACGGAGGGUUGAGGUUGUGGAGGGUGAAAGCGAGCGAGCAACGGAAGGAAAAAUCGGAGGACACAGCAACAGAGAGGCUAACGGACCUGAAGUUUACCGGCCACGGCUCGCCUAAAGUGGUUUGUAUGGUAGGGGAGGAGGAGGAAUAUGCAAGUUGGAGUCAGAGUAAGUUAGUCGUCUGCACUGAUCAGGGAACAGUUUACCAAUACAGCGCUGGGCAGUGGGAGAUGGUCUGGAAAGGGACUCCUGAGUUUCAAUCUUAUUGUUUGAUGGAAACAACAACCGUCAGUUUAAAGGACUCAACGGCAAAAAUGUAUUUGUGUGCUGUGGGGAACCUCAGUGGAUCCAUACAGGUCUUCUCCAUCGCUUGUCCUCAGUGUGGGAUUCUCCUCGCCGGCGGAACAGGGAAGAUCCACAGUCUCAUUUGGCAAGAGACCAAAGACGGCAUUUAUUUGCUCGCGUCAGGUUCCGAAGGACUCGUCUUUCGCUGGUUAGUGGAGGUGGAAAUGGGUGAAAAUUCUCCCUCGUCUCUGAGCGCGAAUCGCCUCCCUUCUUUCCUCCUUCCUCGCGGCGCCAAACGCUGGCUGACAGCUGCGGUGCGCCUCCACUCCAACGCGCAGGGGGGGCUGUGGGUGUGUGGGGACAGGAGAGGGUCCCUGCUUUUGUUUCAGGACGGAGGAACACAAGAGCACGAGAUGGUGGAUGACCGAAGGAUGGAUGAGGAAAGUGGUCCGGGUGGGGACAGAAAAAGUGAAAGGGGAGAAGUGGCCGACUUGCUGCUGCUGCAGCCGUUGAGCUGCCUGUUCGGGGUGCAUGGAAAACUGGGUGUAACUUCGGUGAGCGAGUACCAGGGACUGCUCUACAGCACUGGCAGGGACGGCUGCGUGAGGGUCUUCAGGGUGCUUCCAGCACCAGAAAAGGGGAAUGGAAAGAGCGUGGAGAACAAAGGGGGGCUUCAGCUGGAGGUUCUCAGAGUCCAGCGGGCCUGCAAGGGUAUGGAGUGGCUGGAGAGGGUUUUGAUCCUCGAAUCUGACAUUUCAGCCGAGGAGGAGGAGGAGGAUCUAGGGAAGGAGUUUGAGAACCACUACAAGACAAAGAAUUUGUCAGGAAAGCUGGAGGUGACAGAGGCGAGAGAAGAGGAGGAGAGCUUUAAAAGGGAAGAAGAAAAUCACGGGAGAGAAGCCAGGUUCGCCAUCGUCGGCUUCCAUGCCGUCCACUUUGUGGUUUGGGACCCCGUGAGGCAGGAGAGGUUGUUAGCUGUACCUUGUGGUGGGGGCCAUCGCUCUUGGCGUCUCUGGCCGUCGCUCAAAGGGGUUUGGCCCGGAUACGGAGCUCUGGUCUUCAUCAAGCAGGGGGCCGUGGUGGCUUCGCAACCGCCUGGAGGGGCACGGAUCGGUUCCGGGAAGGCAGGGAGGUGCGAAGGGUGGGGCCUGAGAGAGGGCGUCCACGGGAGGGGGAUCGGCUGCGUGUGCCGGCUGGGGGCGAUCGCGGGAAUUGAUGACGUGAAGGAGGCGGAGAGGGAAGAAGAGCGUUGGGAGAUAGUGGCGACGGGUGGAGAGGACACCAGCUUGACCGUCCUGGCGCUGCGUCCCUCCUCCGGCCGCGUCGAAGUCCUCUCAGUCAUCACGGACCACAUUUCCAGCGUCCGGACGGUGACGGCGGUCACGCGCCCAGAGGGGGGGAGGGAGGGCCAGUCGCUCUCCGCCCUGCUCGUGUCGGCCGGCGGGCGAGCUCAGAUGCAGUGUUACCGGCUGCUGGUCGGCUGGGACAGGCGGAGACUGGUUCCCUCCUGCCAGGUGAUCCAGGUGGCCAGUCACCGAUUGGACGAACAGUGGGAGAGGAGGCGGAACCGCCACAAGACGGUGAAAACGGACCCAGAAACCAGGUACAUGUCUGUCGUGGCGGUGGAUGAGAAGACAGACGGUUGUCUUCUGGCAGUGGCCUGCAGCGAUGGAGCGGUCAGGUUGUUCUCGGUCAGUGAAGUCAAACAUCAAAUUGAUUUGCUGUGGGAGACGUUUUACCACCAGCGCUGUGUCCUCAGCGUCGCCGCCUGCAGCCUGCAGGAUGGAAAAUGCAACAAGUAUCAGCUGCUGUUCAGCGCUGCAACAGAUGGCAAAAUUGCCGUGUGGGAUUUGACCGACGCGUCUCUCUUAUGGGCCGGUGCUUCCAGCCGCAGUCCGACUGCACCAAGCCCCUCCUUCAAUGUUCACGCCCACCAGAGCGGCGUCAAUUCAUUGGCCGUCCGGGCGGACAAACUCGGGCAUGAGCACGGUUGCCGGGUAACCGUCGCUAGCGGAGGGGAUGACGGACAACUGACCGUUUCUAUGAUCGGAGUGCAGUACCCAAACGACGCUCCGCUGCCCGAGCCCCGGGUUUCUCUACAAGCCCAGAUCCAAUCCGGGAAGCAGCUCCAUCUCCAUCUGCACUCCCAGUGGCACGUCCCUCUGGCUCACGCUUCCCCUCUGACCGCCCUGAAGCUCCUGAGCCCAAACCUCGUGGUCUCCACCUCUUCGGAUCAGAGGGUCUGCCUGUGGAGGGUCGGCAGUACCGACAUCGGCCACGUCGGGGCGCUGUGCUGCCAUGUUGCGGACGCUGCGGGACUCGCAGUGUGGGAGGGCAAGUUGACGGAGGAGGAGGAGGAAGAUAAACGUAAGGAAAGGGGGCGUGAGUCUGAGCGGGAGACUGCGGUUUGUCGGCGGAGUCAGACGGGUCUAAGAGUGACGCAUCAGACGGCGGCGCGGUUUGAUAAGGACCAGAAAACAAAGAACGAGGUCGAAGACGGAGAACCCGCUGAAGCCGGGAGAGGGGCAGGUGACCCGGUUUGUCAAACCAGCAAUGAGAGGGGAGGCGAGACUGCUGCUGAGCGUAGACGGCAAAGCGGGGCGGACAGCUUGGGUGAGACGGAGAGUGAGGUGAACACCGAGAGGGGUGUCAGGGCCUGCUGGGAGAGCCAGGAAGAGGGAGGAACGACGGGAUGGGUGCUCGUCUGCGGACAGGGCCUCCAGCUGCUACGGGUCCCAAAGGCAGAGAGAGAAGUAGGAGGGACGCUCCAAGUUUAGCGUUGAGAGAAAAGUCUACAUAAUCACGAGAGCUGUCACCCAAGCAAUGAUUAUUUUCAAUGUACAUAAUUCUUUUAAAUGAUUUUAUAUCUUUAAAACUUGUUGAGACACAGCAAUUGUUAUCAAAUAAUUCCAAUAAUGUUUUAAAUAAAAUUGAUUCUCAUUAUUUACAGGGUACAUUGUGACUACAGAAGACAUCUGCCACUUAUGAGUUACUGAAGAUUUAGUAAAAGUAAAUAGAACGAUAUAAAUACUUCUGUAACAGACCAAAGCUUCAAGAAAAAUAAAACAGAUUUUUAAACUGAUUAAAGUUUGUCUUGAGUUCUCUGGCAACUAAAUACAGUGUCUAAAGGAUCCAGGAUCCACUAAAUCCGUGUCUGGAUCCUCGUAGCAGCCGAAAGCCAUCGGUGCUCAUCUACUAAAACAUCGUCAUGGUUAUUUUCAGACAAUAUUUAAACCGUCUGUGAUGUGUUUAGGCCAUCUGUGGCUUCCCCCAGGGGCCCUGAGCAAAGAUGCCUGAAAUGAAUGGAGUUAUUUUUAACAACAACAUUUUAAAUAGAGCAUGUUACGCGUAUCAACCAGCCAGUCAAUAAAGCUGUUUACUUGAGGAGAGCUUUAGGACUCUUUAUUUUAUGUCAGAUCAAGGCCAAACCAAAAGACUGCCUUUGCCAAAUGUCUCCCAAAUCAGGUAAAAAAGGAAUUGGGAGAUAAACGGUAUCCGUUUUGUCCAGACCGCACUUCAAAUAGUUCCCGGGAGUUUAGCCUCUCUGCUCUGUUUAGAGUAUAAACUAAGUGUAGAGCACGAUUAAGCUUAAGUGUGUAAUACAUCCGUCACUGUGUAUGUGUGUAACCGAGCCCACUGUGCCUGUGUGCUGAUAUGCUAAGUUACCGCUAUAAAGCAGAAAUGUGUUAUGACAUGAAUUGCUAAUACUGCUUAGGUGGGAGGCUGCAAUGGGAGUGUGCACCAUUUUUUUUGUUGUGGGAAUAUUGUGCGUGUGUCAGAGUGUCUGGCCGAUAUGCAAAUGUAGCUGUGCCAGAUGACGCGUGAGAGGACUGACAGCAUGUAACUCUGCAUUUAAUGUCAUACAGAGUGUGUUGGUUCACAAUCACCUGCCAAGAAUUUAAAUGUAUAAAAUUGUGUGUGUGAGACGUUUGCUAAAUGAGACGUGCGUGUGUGUGUGUGUGUGUGUGUGUGUGUGUGUGUGUGUGUGUGUGGAGGGCCAGGUGGGGGUUAGGGCCCAUGAAGGGGCCGACUGCAGGUAUCCAUGAAUAUUUUAAUAUUUUAGCCUCGUCUCGCGUUGCCUUUUGUCAAGUACGCAUCUCCCCACCUGCCACUCACAACGGAGAUGAAGAAGGGAGGAGGAUGAGCGAGGGAAGAGGGGACGAAGGUGCCGCGCAUUGUCUUUGUUCUGUUGGACAGAAACAAAAGAAGAAAGUGGGGGAGUGAAAGCAAGAGCCAAAGUGUGUAACCACCACUGUCACUUACAGGUGGCAGAAAAGGCCCAGAGAAAGCAGCAGAGGGUAAAACAAAGGGGGGAGGGGAGGGGGGCAGAAAUGGAGAAGGCACCUGCUGCUGCAGCAUUACUGCCUGUGUGUGCCGGGUCACGGAAGAGAAAGUAGGUGUGAGACAGCUGAGGAGACACGGGGAGAAGUAGUGAUUGAUGAGAGGGGGAGUGUAAGGUGAGACACAGGGAGGAACAACCAUUGCAGGCACCGGCAAGAGGCGUGUGCCUGCAAUGCAUUUCAAACCCGGGACUGAGUUUUUGUUUUAUUUUAGUCACCUUCAGCCCUCGAGCAACAUGAGCAAGGAGAUAAAGUGGGUUAUGGAGGCCGGCUUGAGAAGAAGUCAUCAGCGUCCGUGCAGAUAAAAGGCCCGGGCGGGAAAUUGUACCUGCGUUCUUUUCGAGGACCCUCGCGUGAGAGAGUCUGUCAAAGUGCAGAAGGGACGACGGUUUACAACCAUCAGAGAGGCUCCCGGAUCGGUGAUGUCACGUGACCGGCUGCCUCUCAUCGACUCCUCUGGAAGUAAAACAACAGGGGCCAAGCCGUCGCUCGCCCCGCCUGCCCUCCAGCGCCGCCAUCAGGUCAAUCAACGAAAACGCAGCCAGCAGCGGACGUCGUCGUCCGCCGCCCCUCAGCCUCGCCCGGGUCCUCCUUCCAUCCUCGUCUCAGACACCACCAUGACACCGUGGGCCGGCUUGGCUCUCUCCGAAUCCUCUUUCGCUUCAAUACCCCUGCCUCCGCCUCCGCGAGCUCCUCCACUACCACCUCCACCCCCUCCUGCUCCUCAGCCCACGCCUUCCGCUUCGUAUCAUGGGAGGCAGGAGGACGAUGAGGAAGUUUCAAGUUCAAGUUUUAACUCCGAGGCUCCAUCUCCACCCGGUGCGGCCCCUCGGGACAGUGAGGGCGCAGGAGUGGGGAGAGGUUUGCGGGCGAGGCGUAGGCCGAUGCCCCAGCGGCGAGUGCCUCGUCCCCCCCGUCUCCCGCCACUGCGUCCCGUCACCAACCUGAGCUUCUCCCGCAGCUUCACCUUUUCCUUCUUCGAGCUGCCACAGCACCAGGCGCCUCGCUGCCGCGCCGAACGCGCCAGAAACCUCCUGCUGCUUUUGAGACAGACGCACUUCUAACGAGUCUGUUCUAUUAACGCUGCGUUUCAAACAUCAGUGUACCACUGUUCGAUCGCAUUGUCGAGGAAUCGUUGUCUCGGCGUUUGUGACUCACAUUAUGGUCCCACUGAAUAAAGUUUUUUUUUUUGGUAUCUAAUGACCAGAGCAAACAAUGCAAUGUCUGUUCUAUUCUCAUUCAAGGUACAAGGUCCACCUACUGUGAACACAACAAGGUUGCGCAACCUAAUAAAAUACACAUAAAAUGCCACUGCUACAUCUCUGGACCUGAGGACGGAUUGUUUGGCCCAGCUGUGCGUGUUUGGCCUCUAAACUGUGUUUUGCUGUCCUUUGGCUGUUAUCUGUUCCAAUGUUGCUGACAGCUGGAGAGAGAAGAGACACACGCUUUGCAGGGAGGACUGAUGACUGGAGCCGCUCGAUUACCCGCGGAUUCACGUGAUCACGGAACCUGUGACACUGCCUCCGGCUCCUGAUGCCGCACACGUUCCCCUGUUUACUCUGUCGGCCCGUAGCUUCCACUUUGUUGCCUCUUCAAUGAGCCCCCAGACCCGUCUAAUGAGACUGAAUCCCCCACAAACCCAAACUCUCACACACAAGUCAGGAGCUACAUCUUGUUAUUUUGUCAUACCUUGUUUCAGGGACAUUUGGACGGCUGGUUUAAGAGACUUUUGAAAUAAUAACUCUUAAAUAAUUGUGGGAUUAUGUCAGCAUGAGUGAUGAAAUUCUUUGCUUCUUGAAAAGUUUUUUCUUUUGAAAUGUAAAUGAACUUGGAAUCAUCAGUGAUUUUGAGAUAAAAAAUAAUUUUGUCAAAAAUUAGAUUGAUUACCUUUUGUGCUGCAAACAGCAUUUAACUCGGUUAUUAUCUUACUUUUGAGUUUUCAUCUUGAUACUUUCCUUAAAUUCACAUAAAUAUCUAAUGAACGUCAAGAUAACAUUUAUCUAUGUAAAAUACCAUAUGUACCAUAUAAAGUACCAUAUGUAAUCAACAACGUUACCAUACAUUCAAUGUUUGAUUUGUCGUGUCAAAGUGUGUAAUGACACUUUUACAACUUUUGUAAACUUGUAAGUCUGAAACUGUGCGCAGAUUUUAGACUUUUCUCUCUUGAAUUUUCAGUCAAUAAAGUUUCUGUUUAAGGUUU